AGAGAGAGAGACGAGAGAGAAGAGAGAGAAAACCCGCCAGCCAGACACUUUAAACAAAACAACACAUCUUUGAGUUCCAGGCUGUGGACCGAGAGGGUUGCACGCCACUAACGAAGCGAAUGUUAUAAACCUCGAGACGGUACGAUCGAGAGAGAGAAGAGAGAGAAGAGUGAUGGCUCAUCGCAAGAAUCUUCAGUCGAGGCUCGCCAAGCUCACCAACUUCUAUCAGUCUUUGGGCAAAGAUGCGGAUGCCGACACGGAGUCUGGCUCCGAGGCUGGAUGGGAGCCCGGCUACAGUGACAGAGAGGCAGUGGCUGUCCCGCGCAGCUCGGUCAGCAUCGUCCGGAACAGGCGCUCCUACGCAGAGCCCUCGUCCCCUCCACCCGAACAGGAGUUCCCGUCGGAGAGCGGCGCGGACCUAGAGCUGUACAGGAGCUCGCUGCAGGUCGGAGAAGCGGCGCGAGGCUCCGGCGACGACAUGGACACCUCUCCGUCCCCGCAACUGUCUUCAAAUGCCACUGCUACUGCCGGCGGCGGUGGCGGCGGCGGCAGCGGUAACGACAGCGACGGGGGCACACGGCGGAAACCCUCGACCGCGGCCCGGGCUCCCAGGAGCCCCCAGGAUCCCCGAGGGCCGCGGAGCCCGCAGAGCCCACAAAGCCCGCAGAGCCCACGGAGCGGUCCGGAGAAAACCUUCGGACAGUUUCGCUCGUCGGCCUUCAUAGACAAGGCUGGAAGGGGCAGCACGAGGUCAGACGAGGCACAGCUUUCACACGGCGAAGACGAGGAGGCUUUUGUCAGUCAGAGAACCGUAUACUUGAAACCCACCGUAAACCUCUUAAUCCACCUGCCAAGGUGGCCAGGUCGGCCACAUCCACCGAGGCCGCGAAGCAAGCGCGAAAUGACACGGAGGAGGAACACAAGACGGAGAAGACGGAGAAGACGAUCAGGCUGGUCAGGCCUCAGAAAGACCGACCCUCUCCUUUAA
Molecule: messenger RNA, 988 nt
Organism: Lethenteron reissneri (Far Eastern brook lamprey)
Lineage: Eukaryota; Metazoa; Chordata; Hyperoartia; Petromyzontiformes; Petromyzontidae
Product: zinc finger protein ZIC 5-like
Source: RefSeq, a predicted model, not a curated record